AUGGCUGUUGCAAAAUUGAAUAAAGAGGCGCUCAGGCAAGUGAGCGACCUGAUCCAAUCACCACCGGCUACAGAGAAGUAUAACGCCUUGAAAAGAAGACUUAUAGCCGUGUACGAGGAGAGUGCAGAAUCGCAAUUCCAGAAACUAGUGAGCGAAAUGGAUUUAGGCACGCAGAAACCUUCACAGUUGCUUAGAAUUAGAUACAGAUUAUUUGAAAGAUUUAGAAAAACACAAUUAACGGAAAUAUCAAAUAAACACAAAGCGACACGCGUCCUCACUACUCAAAUCAUGCGACAAGUCCCGCAACCCGUGAAUGUCGCAAGAGACGUCGGGCGACAUCUCGCAGGUCACGUAAAUUGUGUGUCGGGCGACAAGGUCGCGGAACAAAUGUCCCCUAGUGAAAACGUGGCUUUAGAUUUAUUAAAGAACAAAUUGCAACACACAAAUACAAAUAUGCGAGCAAGAAUAUCUGCUAAGGAGAGAUUGGUGGUUACAUUGAGAGUGCAUCGGAUGCAUCCCACAAAUUCCUUCUCAGACGUACUUCAUCGAUCACUCGACUUGUGUCCACAUCGCGAUUCGACAUGUCUGUACACGCUGACGGCGUCCUGUCGGCUUGACAGUAAAACGCUCACUGAAGACGGAGGCGCGCGUGCGAUGGUCAUCGCUGACUGCUACGCGGCGCUGACGCGCGACGCGUACGGCCGCUGA
Molecule: messenger RNA, 708 nt
Organism: Chilo suppressalis (striped riceborer)
Lineage: Eukaryota; Metazoa; Arthropoda; Insecta; Lepidoptera; Crambidae
Source: the annotation of a GenBank genome assembly